This is a messenger RNA of Ornithodoros turicata, 2519 nucleotides long. Its product is annotated as secreted frizzled-related protein 5-like. Lineage: Eukaryota; Metazoa; Arthropoda; Arachnida; Ixodida; Argasidae. Gene Ontology annotation, biological process: non-canonical Wnt signaling pathway; canonical Wnt signaling pathway. Gene Ontology annotation, molecular function: Wnt-protein binding. The coding region runs from base 58 to 882 and encodes 274 amino acids. The record is from RefSeq and is a predicted model, not a curated record. The transcript has 3 exons.
UGAAAACGAGAGUUGCUCCGGUUGUUCUUCGCCGCAGUCGCUGUUCCGAGGCGGACCAUGGCUCCGUGGUGUUGGGCCGCCGUCACCGUCCUCACGCUGGUAGGCCUCGCGAGGGGUUAUGACUGGGGCGGUCGCUUUACGCAGCCAACAUGCCUCGACAUCCCGGACAACCUCACGCUCUGCAGAAACAUCGGCUACAGCAAAAUGCGGUUGCCCAAUCUCCUCGAUCAUGACAGCAUGGCGGAGGUGCAGCAGCAAGCCCGCUCGUGGGUUCAGCUGGCCAACCGGCGAUGCCAUCCCGACACACAGCUGUUCCUGUGCUCCUUAUUUUCUCCGGUGUGCCUAGACCGUCCCAUCUUUCCGUGCCGUAGCCUGUGCGAAGCCGUUCGACGCGGAUGCGAGGAGACGAUGCUGCGGUACGGCUAUCCUUGGCCCGAUAUGGUCCGCUGCGACAAGUUUCCCCAGGACAACGACAUGUGCAUCACUGUGCAGUCGACGGUCAAAGGAGAAACAGCUGCCUGUCGGGCGUGUCAUCAGCCGAACACGACAGAGAGCUUCGUAGACAAUUUCUGCAGAGCAGAUUUUGUGGUCAGGAUACGUGUGAAGCAACAGACACCGACAGUGCUACGAUGUAAAAAGGCGAAAGUACUCAAGCUCCGACCGGGGCUGUCACGGAAGGACCUGAGGCGUCCAGCCUUCCACAGUGCAAACCUGACGGAAUGUUGCGGAGAGCUCCGAGGGUCCCUCCUGGUGAUGGGGACGCGGGACGCGGAUGGUCACCUCGUCCCCACUUUCAUCGUCCCGUGGAGGCGUACCGUGGCCUUCCGCAAGAGCGUCCGCACAAUGCGUCGAGUUGACUGCACCAAUCCGCUUGCUCACUAGUCGCUGAGGCACAGCUCUUCCCUGGUUCUGUACCAGACUGUCCCGUAAGGUACUCGCAGCCAUUUGGGACGUACCAGUGUUGUCUACCAGCAGGUGUGUGUUGCGGUAUAUGUGGGUGGAACCCUAGCUGGACCCGGCAUAACGUACGUGCUGUAUUGUUGCGUCUUGGCAACAUUGCCAAGGGUGUGCCAUAUACCGAUCUGACUCAACCUUUUUUUUUUUACGGGAGAUUAUUGCGUCGUGCAAGCCGUUUUUGUCGGACGAGGUUUUGAGAGGAAAAGACAUUUUACUGUAAUUCGUUUGGUCUGAAAUUUUUAACCUUUUUGUGCACAAAAUUUAUCGGGGAUGAUAUUUAAAAUUAACCAAAGAACUAGCCCAUAGACAAUACAUUAAAACAUGCCGGGUGAUGCUUUGCAGGGUGACUUGCAUCAAUGUUUUUUUUCUUUUCUUUUUUAGGGUGUGGAGAUGUAGUUUUAUGGUGGACAAACGCAUAGCACAAGGACAGCACUUGAGGUUAUGGGUUAUGGGUACCACAGAUAGGAAAGUUAUUAUUCCUUUAUUUGUGCAUGUCUAAACAAACGCAAAAGCUAAAUACUCAUGGGUGUAACUGCAAGUACAGGAUCAUUUUAUCACCAUUACACCUUCUGAACAUGCAAUCCCUAAGUACCACUUACGUUUCCAGUGAGGUCACAGUAACUCUGUUUUUUUGUGUGUGUAUAUGUGUUUUUUUGUUUUCCAUGCCAGUUUAUUUUUGGAAAAAUGCAAUACGUAUGCACACAGAACCAGGGAGGAGCCGUUUUUGCCACUCCCUCUACAAGUGCCAAUGAAGCUUUUGCUGCAUUUUCAUAGGUCUUUCAAGAUUGCAAAUGCUGGUCAAGAUAGGGCAACCAGGCACAAGGUGUGUGCCAGGCAAACACACUUAUUCCUUUUUCAUAAAAAAAAAAAAAAGCAGCAAAGCAAACAAGCAAACUUUCUCUGAACAUACAACUUUGCUAUCAGAACAAAGGCGAUGUUCCUUUUGACAAGGCCAAACUGUUGUGCCACUAGUGUUUUGUGCCAACUUUUACUUGCUGCAAAUAUGCCAACCUAUUUGCUACAAUAUACGUGAACCGACCCUUGCAUAUAAAUAUAUACAGGUGUGUAUACAUGUAUGAUAGAAGCCUCGACUGUGCCAUUUUUUUUAUACUUGGGAAGGGGUGGGGAGAAGGAGGCUGUGACAUUUUUAGUGCUGCAACCUAUUUUGAACUUGUGCAUUUUGUGAAGUGUCUUUCUUUCCUUGCUUGUUGUAGAAGUUUGUGCCAAUUUUUAGUCAGUUAUACCUUGAUCGUGGCUGCAAUUUUCGUUAUAUUAGUUAGAUUUUUGUUUGUUUGUUUGUUUGAUGGCAAGUCAUGGAGUGUUGCACUAUCUCAGUUUUUAAAAAAAGGUUUACCAAGUUUGCCUGAUGCGUCUUGAUCAACGUUUCAUGUUCAAAAUUAGGUUGCCGAUUUUUGUCGUUUUUAAAUGUGUCGUAAAGUAUUAUUGCUUUUGUGGCAUGUUUUCAGUAUUUUUCUGCAGUAAUGCUUAAUGGGGGCCCAUCUGAAGUAGCCCUUGUUUACUGUGAUAAGCAUUAAUAAAUAAAAGCUCUAAUUUAUAAUGUC